GAGGUGGGUGUGUGAAUGGCCCCCUCCUGUUUCCUGUGGGACAGGCUGGAGGAGAGGGGUGGUUGCUUGGCUGGUGGGGCCGAAUGGCUGUGUCCUACACUGCUGUCCCCCUGCAGGUUCUGUCGGCUGAGGGGCUGGAACACCCUGUACAUUUGUGGCACGGACGAGUAUGGCACAGCGACGGAGACCAAGGCCGUGGAAGAGGGGCUGACCCCCCGCCAGAUCUGUGACAAGUACAACGCCAUCCACAGCGACAUCUACUCCUGGUUCCAGAUCUCCUUCGAUUACUUCGGGCGUACCACCACGGAGCACCAAACCAGGAUUGCCCAGGACAUCUUCAGGCGAUUGUUGGAGCGGGGUUUCCUGCGCAGCGACACCGUGGACCAGCUGCGAUGUGAGGCCUGCGAGAGAUUCCUAGCUGACCGUUUCGUCGAGGGACACUGCCCGUUCUGCGGCUACGAGGAGGCCAGGGGUGACCAGUGUGACCUGUGCGGUAAACUCAUCAACGCGGUGGAGCUGAAA
Messenger RNA from Rhincodon typus (whale shark), 522 nucleotides. Its product is annotated as methionine--tRNA ligase, cytoplasmic-like. The record is from RefSeq and is a predicted model, not a curated record. Gene Ontology annotation, cellular component: aminoacyl-tRNA synthetase multienzyme complex; cytosol. The annotation marks the transcript as partial. NCBI's taxonomy places the organism in Eukaryota, Metazoa, Chordata, Chondrichthyes, Orectolobiformes, Rhincodontidae. Gene Ontology annotation, molecular function: ATP binding; methionine-tRNA ligase activity. The transcript is spliced from 2 exons. Gene Ontology annotation, biological process: methionyl-tRNA aminoacylation.